UUUUUCAAUAUAGAGAAUAUAGAGACUAGUAUUGAUCUAAAUUUGAACAUUGAGAUUGAAUAUAGUAAUUCUGACGAACUAUCAGAUGAAAAGUAUAAUGAACCAUUAGAGCUCUAUGAGGAGCAACUCUUUAAAACUACUAAGAAAGCAUAUGCUAAAGUUAAAACUUUUACUAAUUUAUAUGGAUUCAGAAUUCAAAAAAGGUGUGUUGAAAAAGAUGCAAAUACUGGCUAUGAAAUUUCAAGAAUGUUUUUAUAUUAA
This is a messenger RNA of Dentiscutata erythropus, 261 nucleotides long. Lineage: Eukaryota; Fungi; Glomeromycota; Glomeromycetes; Diversisporales; Gigasporaceae. The record is from the annotation of a GenBank genome assembly.